Molecule: messenger RNA, 11142 nt
Organism: Archocentrus centrarchus (flier cichlid)
Lineage: Eukaryota; Metazoa; Chordata; Actinopteri; Cichliformes; Cichlidae
Gene: dmd
Product: dystrophin
Exons: 84
Coding region: 71-11044 (3657 amino acids)
Biological process (GO): neuron development; muscle cell development; synaptic signaling
Cellular component (GO): sarcolemma
Molecular function (GO): zinc ion binding; protein binding
Source: RefSeq, a predicted model, not a curated record
GGAUUUUAACCUGUCCAUUUAUUCAGUUUAUCCCUCAAAAUUAACUUUUUACAACCGGUACGUUUUAUCGAUGGCGGAGAGUGUGCGCCCUGAGGACUAUUGUGACGAGCCGGUGGAGGACGAGUUUGGAGAAAUCAUUAAGUGUCGAUCUGAUGAAAGAGAAGACGUUCAGAAGAAGACUUUCACAAAAUGGGUAAACUCUCAGUUAGCUAAGACAGGGAAGCCACCUGUGGAGGACCUGUUCUCAGACCUGUGUGAUGGACGACGCCUGCUGGAGCUGUUGGAGGGACUAACAGGACAUGAGCUGGUGAAGUUAGAAAGAGGAUUCACGCGUGUUCACUCGCUCAACAAUGUUAACCGUGCUCUGCAGAUCUUGCAGAAGAACAAUGUUGAACUGGUGAAUAUUGGAGCAGCGGACAUUGUUGAUGGAAAUCACAAACUGAUUCUUGGGCUCAUCUGGAGCAUCAUUCUCCACUGGCAGGUAAAGGAUGUGAUGAAGGAUGUGAUGGCGGGUCUACAGCAGACUAACAGUGAGAAGAUUCUGCUGAGUUGGGUUCGUCAGAACACACGCCAGUAUCCCCAGGUCAAUGUGGUUAACUUCUCCAGUAGCUGGAAUGAUGGAUUGGCCUUCAAUGCCCUCAUCCAUAGUCACAGGCCUGAACUUUUUGAUUGGAGCUCUGUGGAGAAGAAGACAUCAGCAAUCGACAGACUGGAACACGCCUUUAGUAAGGCAGAGCAGCACCUGGGGAUAGAGAGUCUGCUGGACCCUGAGGAUGUGGCGGUACCUCACCCUGACAAGAAGAGUAUCAUCAUGUAUGUGACGUCUCUCUUCCAAGUGCUUCCCCAAAGUGUUUCUAUGGAAGCCAUCCAGGAAGUGGAAACGUUACCCCGGGCAGCCACAGCCAACAUCACCCGUGUGAUGACAGAGGAGCACUACCAGAUCCAGACCCAGCAGCGCUUCUCCCAGCAGAUCACAGUGAAUGUGGCUCAGGGGCGAGUGCGGAGCCCCUCCCCUCAGCCUCGCUAUAAAAGCUAUGCCUACACCCAGGCUGCAUAUGUCCAGUCGCCCGAGCAAAAGAGGAGGCGUUUUACUGAUCAGUUCCUGGGUCCUGGCCAAGAGGAGCUGCAGCGGGGCCUCAGUCCUUUGCCUUCAGGCGCCACCAGCCUAGAAAGCUACCAGGCUGCGCUGGAGGAGGUCUUGACAUGGCUGCUGUCAGCUGAAGAUGGCCUCCAGGGACAGGCUCCCAUCUCAAGUCAUGUGGAGGAGGUGAAGGACCAGUUUCACACACACGAGGGGUAUAUGGUGGAGCUGACCACACACCAGAGCAGUGUAGGACGAGUCCUCCGGGCUGGUGCUGCUCUGCUGGGGGAAGGAAACCUGAGUGAAGAGGAGGAUUCUGAAGUCAGGGAGCAGAUGAACCUUCUGAACUCCCGGUGGGAGCAUCUAAGAGUGGCAAGCAUGGAGAGACAGAGCAGACUCCAUGAAGUCCUGAUGGAUCUGCAGCACCAGCAGCUGCAGCAACUCACAGACUGGUUGGAUGUGACAGAAGCACGCAUUAAGAAGAUGGGGGCUCAGCCACUGGGACCUGACCUGGAGGACAUUAAGCACCAAGUAGAGGAGCACAAGCUCCUGCAGGAGGACCUGGAGCUGGAACAGGUCAGGGUGAACUCUCUGACCCACAUGGUGGUGGUGGUAGAUGAGAACAGUGGAGACAGUGCCACUGCUGCCUUGGAGACCAAACUUCAGGUACUUGGUGACCGCUGGGCAGCCAUUUGUAGAUGGACAGAAGAACGCUGGGUUCUACUUCAGGAGAUUCUACUGAAGUGGCAGCACUUUACUAAUGAACAGUGUUUAUUUGACUCCUGGCUAACUCAGAAGGAGGAAGUGGUUCGCUCUAUUCAGACGACCAACCUGAAGGACCAGACAGAGAUGGUAGCCUGUUUGCGCCAUCUUGCUACGCUGAAGGCAGACCUUGAGGUGAAGCGUCCCACCAUGGAUAAGUUGUGCUCAAUGAGCCAGGACUUGCUGUCCAGCGUCAAGAACAAAGAGAUGGCCAGCAAAGUAGAGGCUAGACUGGAUAGCUUUGCCCAGCGUUGGGACCGACUAGUCCAGAGCCUGGAGAUGAGUAGCUCCCAGCUGUCCGCAGCUGUCAGUGCGGCCCAGCAUUCCGAGCUGACCCACUCUGUAACUGCAACUGUUACCAAAGUGACGACAAGAGAAAAGAUGUCAGCUGUGCGCCAGACCCGAGAGUCACCACCACCACAGAAGAAGAGACAAGUAGUUGUGGAUUCUGAGCUCAGGAAAAGAUACAUGCACCCCUUUCUACUUUCUUAUCUCAGCAGGUUUGAUGUGGAUUUCACAGAAGUUCACAGCUACAUGACCCGUGGUGAGGCCAUCCUACAGAGCCCUGAGUUCUCUGUGUCACGCAAGGACAGCAGUAUUCAGGAGCUGCAUGACAAAGUGCAGGCGAUAGAAAGAGAGCGACCAGAGAAGUACCGAAAGCUUCAGGAGGCCACACGCACAGCACAAGCCCUGGUCGAGCAGGAGGGGAGUCGUGCUGAUGACAUUGCCCAGGCAGCGGAACAGCUUAACCAGCGUUGGGCAGGAUUUUGCACCCUGUUGGCAGACAGGCUGGCUUGGCUGUCCUAUCAGACAAAGGUAUUGGCCUUCUACAGUUUGUAUGAGCAGUGUGAGCAGGCAGUGGACAACAGUGAGAACUGGCUCAAAGUUCAGCCUCCUCUGGCAUCUGAACCAGAACCACUCAAAGUGCAACUGGACCGAUGUCGGCACUUUUCUGAGGAAGUGGCUCGGUUGUCCUCACUGCAGCCCCAGGUGGACCUCCUGGAUACGAGGCUCAAAGAGCUGAAGGAAGAGAAGGAAGGGGACGAGGACCCCUCAACAUUCCUGGAUGUUGACAUCAAUGCCUUCAAAGAACACUACCACAAGGUUCUGGAAGACCUGAGGGCGAGAGAGAAGCACCUACAACUUGUUUUGGAGAGCUUGCCCCCAGCUCGUUACAGGGAAACCAUAUCGACGCUGUUGGCAUGGUUACAACAGUGUGAUGCCAAGCUGGCCAUUCCAUCGACAGCUGUUACAGAAUAUUCCAUUAUGGAACAGAGACUAAAGGACAAUCAGGCUCUCCAGGUUGCUUUGGCUGAACAUGAGGGGGAUGUGAACUAUCUGACUUCAGCUGUGGAGCAGGUCUUCCAGAAAGCUCCGCCAGAUGUCAGUCAGAAGUAUCGUACUGAGAUGGAUGUCAUCAUGGCACGUUGGAGACGACUGGGCUCUACUUUGACUGACAACACCCAGAGAAUACAGGAGCUCAUGGCCAAACUGAUGCAGUUUGAGAAUGAUGUAAAGACUUUAAAGAAGUGGAUGGAAGAUGUGGAUGUCUUCCUAAAUGAGGAAUGGCCAGCACUUGGAGACUCUGAGGCACUGGAGAAACAAUUAGAGCAGUGCACGGCUUUGGUGAAUGACAUUCACACCAUCCAACCCAGUGUCAAUGGCAUCAAUGAGGUGGGCCUGUUCCUAAAGAAAGAGGCUGAGCCACAGUUUGCUGUCCACAUCAAGAAAGAACUGGACUUACUCAACACCCAGUGGGAAAACAUCUGCAAACAGGCCUAUGCAAAGAAGUCAGCUCUGAAAGGUGGCCUUGACAAGACUAUGGCUCUAAGGAAGGAAAUGCAGGAGAUGCAGGAGUGGAUCAACCAGGCUGAGGAAGACUACCUGGAGAGAGACUUUACAUACAAGACACCUGAAGAGCUAUGCAAGGCUGUUGAGGAGCUAAAGACGGCCCAGGAAGAGGUUCACUCUAAGGAGCAAAAGGUCAAACUCUUGACUGACAGUGUGAAUAGUUUCAUUGCCAAGGCCCCACCCACAGCCCAUGAUGCCUUGCACUCAGAGCUGAAUGUACUGACAGCCAACUACCAGCGCCUGUGCAGCCGUCUGGAUGGGAAAUGUAAAACUCUUGAGGAGGUGUGGGCAUGUUGGUGUGAACUAUUGUCCUACAUCGAGCAGGAGAAUGCCUUUCUGGACCAGUUGGAGGAGAAACUGCACAAGAUGGAAAACUUGCCAGGAGCAUCUGAGGAGCUACAAAAGGCACUGGAUAGCCUUGAGGUUCUGUUGCAGCAUCCAGAAGACAACAGGAACCAGAUUAGAGAGCUUGCCCAGACACUCAUGGAUGGAGGCGUUCUGGAUGAGCUGAUUCAGCAAAAAUUGGAUGCUUUCAACACCCGAUGGGAUGAACUUAUGUCGAGGGCAGCACUCAGGCAAAAGGAGCUGGAGACGAGUCUCCAAUGGGCCCAGGAGAAUGACAAGACGCUGAAGCAGAUCCAGGAGUCUUUAGCCAACACAAACCGUCACCUUACUGCGUACCUGGCUGAUCAAAUUGAUGCUCAGCAGAUACCACAGGAGGCUCAGAAAAUCCAGUUGGAGCUGAGCAGCCAUGAGAGGACCCUGGAGGACUUAACGAAGAAGAAUCAGGGCAAGGAGCCUUCCCAGAGGAUCACGGGACAGAUGGACCUUACCCAGAAAAUGCUGGCAGAUGUGUGGACCAAGUUCCGUCUUUUCCAGAAGCCGGCCAACUUUGAUUCUCGGCUGGCCGAGUGCGAACGUGUGCUCUCUGGGGUCAAAAGUCAAAUGGCAGUGCUGGACAUCUGCAGUGUGGAGCAGGACGUGGUGCAGUCACAGCUGGAGCAGUGCAUGAAGCUUUACAAGGUGCUGAGUGAAGUGAAAGGGGAGGUGGAGACAGUUAUAAAAACAGGCAGACAAAUCGUACAGCGGCAGCAGACUGAGCAGCCCAAAGAACUGGACGACAGAGUAACAGCCCUGAAACUGCUGUAUAACCAGAUGGGAGCUCAGGUGACUGAGAGUAAGUUGGAGCUGGAGAAGAGCCUGAAGUUGUCGAGGAAGCUGCGUAAGGAGCUGAACGGGCUGACAGAGUGGCUUGCUGCCACUGAUGCUGAGUUGACGAGGCGCUCUGCAGUGGAUGGAAUGCCGAGUGACCUGGAAGCUGAGGUGGCAUGGGCACAGUCCAUCCACGGGGAGACAGAGAGACAUCAGCCGCAGCUGCAGGCAGUCGUGGACCUUGCCGAGGCCCUAAAGGCUGUGCUGCGGGGCCACGGAGGUCUUGUGGAUGACAAAGUUAGCCUGCUGCACUGCAACUGGAUUGCAGUCACAUCUAGAGCAGAAGAAUGGCUCAAUCUGCUGCUGGACUACCAGCGACAGAUGCAGAAGUUGGAUGGAGAAAUACAGGAUGUGAAUGGAUGGAUCAAUGGUGCAGAGAGAAAAAUGGAUGAGAUAGACAACCAGGGACCCAAUGACGCUGUGCUGAAGGUGUUGCGUGCAGAGCUGGAGCUCACCAGAGGAAAGAUGGAGGAGGUAAGGUUUCUGGCCCAGGAGCUAAUGUCCACCAGGGGGGAAAUCUGCCAGGCCCAGGUCAGGCCCAAGUUGGAACAACUUAACCAGAGAUUUGACAACAUCUCUCAACGCAUUGCCUCUGGAAUGACGGCAGCAUCAGCCAAGGAGCUGGAGCAGUACCACAGUGAUGCACAGGUCUGGCUUGAGCUCCUGGAAGAAGAAGUCAAGCAAGGGGAAAACCUGAAGGAAGAAGACUUUAUGGAGGGCAAGGACUGUGAGGAAGAUGCAGUUAAGGAGUUAUUGUUAAAAGGGGAGAAUCUACAGAAGAGAGUCCCAGAUCUGGACAAGAGAGAGGAGAUCAGACUUAAGCACAACCAGCUGAACAGCAAGUACAACACAGUGAAGGACCUGCGUUUACUUCGGAACAGGAAGGCAUUGGCCAUCGCUCCCCAGUGGUACCAGUACAGGAGGAAGUCACACGAUCUGCUGGCCUGGCUAGAUGACAUUCAACGCAGAGUGGACUUACUGCCUGACCCCCCCGAAGGAGAGAGGGUCAAGGAAAUUGGCUCAGAGUUCGACAAGAAGAAGAAGGAGCUUAAGGAGGUGCAGGGCUUAGCCAAUCAGCUUUCAGAGGCUGGAGCCACCAGUCUAGUGGAGCCCCACCAACUCCAGCUCAACACACGCUGGGUUGACGUGGAGGGCAAGUUCAUACCCUUCAAAAGACGAUGUGAGUAUAUCACAGAGCUGCAGGCGCUGCUGUGUUCGGUGUCGGAGACGGACUUCAAGCUGAACUCUCCUGAAUACUGGCCUGCAGCAUAUUAUAACCUGUCUCAGCAGGAGCACUGCUUGAAGGAGGUAAAGGGGAACAUUGACAAGCUGCGUGAUCCAGUGGAUAGAGCACUGACCCACAGGGAUAAAAUGGUGUCUGGUGCUUGGCCUCUGGAGGGCCAAAAGAUCCAGGAGACCACCGGCCUACUCAGUAUCAACUGGGAAAAACUGAACAAGCUCCACCAGGACAGACAAAAGCGUUGGCAGGAUUGCAACUCCAAGUGGCAGAAGUUUGUUUCAGAUCAGAAGGCUCUUGAGGAGUGGCUGAAUGAUGCUGAGAGAACUUUGAAACUGGCCGAGAGUGACCCAGCAGCACAUAGACAGCACCUCAGGGACUUGACGGAGAUAAUGCCCCUCCAGGAAGUGGUGUUGGGCAGAGUGAACUCUGCAGGAGUGGACAUAAGCCAGUUGAGCACACCAGAUGAUGCCUUACUGCUCCGCUCACAGCUCAAAUUACUGAACACUCGCUGGACCAACGUCUGCCAGCAGCUCAACGAACACAAAAGGAGGUCUGCAGAGACACACACCAUGGCUGCAGAGCUGCAGGAGAAUGUUGGUUUGAUGCUGGGCUGGCUAGACAAAGCUGAGGGCAUCCUGGCCAUCCCUGUGAAGCCUGUGGAGCCAAAACACAUCAGAGACACUCUGGCGAAAGUUCAGAUUUGUGUGGAGGAGCUUCCUGCCAAGAAUGCAGCAGUGGAGGAUCUGAACUCCAGGCACAAACAGUUAACACUUCCCGCUGAAAAACAGAAAGACAUCAGGAUCAUAAACACUCGCUGGUCUCAGGUGUCCAAGGCUCUUCCUGAACGUCAGCUGGAGAUCGAAGGUCUACUGAGGGAGAUAGAGAAGCUUCAGUGUCAUCUGGAUGACCUAACAGUCUGGGCAUCAAGCACCAGAGCCAAGCUGGAGCACUGCCCUGAAGAGCCACCUGCAAGGCUUAUUAAGGAAGUGCAAGUCAAACAUCCAGAAGUAGAGUUUGUGUUGGAGCGAGCUGAUCAGCUGUACAAGGACACUCCUCAUGGGCAGCCUGACAAGAUGAAAUAUGUGGAGCUAAGGGAAUCUUGGACAGUAAUCCUGGAGCUAUGCCAGCAGCAUAAGGAGAGGAUGGCUGCUCAGCUAAUUACCAAAAAAGACAAUGAGGGUCGGACUGGAAGUUCCCAGCCUGAAUAUACAGCACUGGCUCAGUUCAACAAGUCCUGGGUGGAGCUCAUUGAGUGGCUGACCACGUUGGAUAACAUGGUGCAGAACAAGCGGGUGGUGGUGGGUGAUCUUGACGACAUCAGCAACAACAUCAGACAGCUCAAGGCUUCGCUGCAGGAUCUUGAUCAGCGUCGCCCACUCCUGGAGAAUCAGAUCACAGCAGCCCAGAACCUGAAGAACAAAACCAGCAGCCAGGAGACCCGCAAUGCUGUUUCUGAAUGCAUUGAUAAGCUUCAGGCUUACUGGGAAGAUUCUCAGACAAAAUUAUCUGAUAGGAUGAAGCAGCUCCACAACAUGCUGCAGGACUCUACCAACUGGCUGGAUGCCAAGAAGGGGGUGGAUCAUCUCAUCAAACAGGCCAAUGAGAGAUUGGACUCAUGGCAAGAGAUCACUUACACAGUGGAAACACUGAAAAAACAAAACGCUGAGCUAAAGCUGUUAAUGAAGGAGCUGCAGCAAUCACAGAUACAGGUAGAAGAAACCAACGCACUUGCCAACAAACUGCUGACACUGUACACCAAUGAUGACACUCACAAGGUCACCCAAAUCAACAACAACAUGGAGGCAACCUGUGCACACAUCAACAAACGUGUUUCAGACAGGGAGGCAGCUCUGGAAGCUGCUCUGAAGCUGCUGCAGCAGUUCUACCUUGAUCUGGAGAAGUUCCUCAACUGGCUAACAGAGGCUGAGACAACCUGUAAUGUUUUAAUAGAUGCCACCACCAAGGAGAGAAUGCAGGAGCAACCUGAGGCAGCUAGGAACCUGCUGGCACAGUGGAAGGACCUCCAAACAGAGAUUGACAGCCACACAGAGCUGUAUCACUCCCUGGAUGAAAGUGGUCAGAGGGUUCUCACAUCACUGGGAGACUCAGAGGAUGGUGUUCUGCUCAGAAGACGUCUGGGCAAUAUGACCCAGCGCUGGAAUGACCUGUGCAACAAGACCCUGAGCAUGAGGGCACACCUGGACUCAGAGAUGGCCCCCUGGAAGAGGGUCCACAUGUCUCUGCAGGAGCUGUUGAACUGGCUGAGGCUUAAAAGUCAACAACUGGAGCAGGAGCCACCUGUAGGGGGGGAUGUCCCAGCAGUGCAGGCACAGUUGGACAUACACCGGGGUUUCAAGAGGGACUUGAGAGCUAAGGAGCCCGUUGUGACCAAAGCUCUGGAUGAUGUUGAAGUCUUUCUGUCUGAACUUCCACGAGACACACCAUCACCUGAGCAGAGAGCUAUCAGCCCAGAGGAGCGUGCACAUAAUGUGGGGCGAAUCCUGCGCAAAGAGGCAGACGACAUGAUAAGCAAGUGGGAUCGGCUCAAUGCUGACUCAGCUGACUGGCAGAGGAGAUUGGAGUUGGCCCUGGACAAGCUGAUGGAGCUACAGAAGGCAGAGGACCUGCUGGAUGGACAGCUGAGACAGGCAGAGAUGGUAAAGGAUGCGUGGGAACCUGUAGGAGAUAUCCUGAUUGACUCGUUGCCGGACCAUAUUGACAGAGUCAAGGAGUUUCAGGAAGAAAUUGCGCCAAUUAAGGAUGAUGUGACGCACAUGAACCAGUUAGCGUCUACUUUCAAUCUUUCUGAUAUCCAGUUAUCAUCUAGAAAUCUGGAACGCAUUGAAGAUCUUAACACACGAUGGAGCUUGCUCCAGAUCUCCAUCAAGGAGCAUCUCAAGCAGCUGACAGACGCUCACAGGGACUUUGGCCUUACACAUGGAUCUGUGGAGAGCCCCUUUGAGCAGGGCAUCUCCCCAAACAACGUGCCCUACUACAUCAACCAUCAGACCCAGACAACAUGCUGGGACCAUCCCAAGAUGGCUGAGCUCUACCAGUCUUUGGCUGACCUGAACAAUGUUCGAUUCUCGGCCUACCGGACAGCCAUGAAGCUCAGACGCCUGCAGAAGGCUCUCUGCUUGGACCUGUUAAGCAUGCCGACAGCAUGUGAGGUAUUCGACCAGCACAGUCUAAAGCAGAACGAGCAGCUGCUGGACAUCUCUCAGCUGGUCACUUGUCUCACAAGUCUCUACCAGCGACUUGAGCAGAGCCACUCCCACCUGGUCAACGUCCCGCUGUGCGUUGACAUGUGUCUCAACUGGCUGCUUAACGUCUACGACACUGGUCGCACUGGAAAGAUCCGGACUCUGUCAUUCAAAACUGGAAUCAUCUCACUCUGCAAGGCUCACCUGGAAGAUAAAUACAGAUUCUUGUUUCGACAGGUCGCCAGUGCAACGGGCUUCUGUGACCAGCGUCGACUGGGACUCCUCCUCCAUGACUCAAUUCAGAUCCCCCGACAGCUUGGCGAGGUUGCCUCCUUUGGUGGCUCCAACAUCGAGCCCUCCGUCCGCAGCUGCUUUCAGUUUGCCAAUAACAAACCUGAGCUUGAGGCUUCCGUGUUCUUGGACUGGAUGCGCCUGGAGCCUCAGUCCAUGGUGUGGCUACCUGUCCUGCACCGUGUCGCUGCAGCAGAGACUGCCAAGCACCAGGCCAAGUGCAACAUCUGCAAGGAAUGUCCGAUCAUAGGCUUCAGAUAUCGGAGCCUGAAACAUUUCAACUAUGACAUUUGCCAAAGCUGCUUCUUCUCCGGCCGUGUCGCAAAGGGACACAAGAUGCAGUACCCCAUGGUUGAGUACUGCACCCCGACUACAUCAGGGGAGGAUGUCAGGGACUUUGCCAAGGUGCUGAAGAACAAAUUCAGGACUAAGCGCUACUUCGCCAAACACCCACGCAUGGGCUACCUGCCUGUCCAAACCAUCCUGGAGGGAGACAACAUGGAAACUCCUGUCACACUGAUCAACUUCUGGCCUGUAGACCAUGCGCCUGGAUCAUCCCCUCAGCUCUCACAUGAUGACACGCAUACACGGAUCGAGCACUACGCCAACCGGUUAGCAGAAAUGGAGAAUCGUAAUGGCUCUUAUCUGAAUGACAGUAUCUCACCCAAUGAGAGCAUCGAUGACGAGCACAUGUUGAUCCAGCACUACUGCCAGUCUCUGAACCAAGGCUCUCCUCUUAGCCAGCCCCGCAGUCCUGCCCAGAUCCUCAUCUCCAUGGAGACGGAGGAGAAGGGAGAGCUGGAGAGGGUCCUUAAUGACCUGGAGCAGGAGAACAGGAAGCUACAAGCUGAGUACGACCGCCUGAAGAAGGCACACGACAGAAAGGGUCUGUCCCCACUGCCAUCGCCCCCGGAGAUGCUCCCAGUUUCACCGCAGAGUGCACGUGAUGCUGAGCUCAUUGCCGAGGCUAAACUGCUCCGGCAACAUAAAGGCCGUCUGGAGGCACGGAUGCAGAUCCUGGAGGACCACAACAAACAGCUUGAGUCCCAACUUCACAGGCUGAGACAGUUGCUGGAGCAGACGGAUUCCAAGGUGAACGGCACAGCUCUGUCCUCCCCAUCCACUUCCUCUCAGCGUUCUGACUCCUCUCUCCCUCUGCUUCGUGUGGCUGCCAGCCAAACUACUGAUACAAUGGGUGAUGAUGAGCUUUCCAGCCCUUCCCAAGAUGUAAUUGGGCUGGAGGAAGUGAUGGAACAGCUCAACAAUACUUUCCCUCACAGCCAGGGUCCCAGCAUUGGCAGUUUGUUCCACAUGGUUGAUGAUCUGGGCCGUGCCAUGGAGUCACUGGUCAGUGUGAUGACAGACGAAAGGAGCACCAAACAGCACGAGGCCCUGCACUUCUGAUCCUGCCUUUAACCCCACCUCCUCUCUCUCUUCCCUCUCCACCAUCUUUCCCUACCUCCCUGCCUAUCGCAUGCUUUUCUAGUCAAAACAACUGGAUU